AUUAGUUAAGUAAGUUUUUUAACAAAAUUGUAAUGAUUUCAAAAGUAUUAUCUUACAUAUAUAGUAACAUAAACAGUAUUAAAAGAAGAAAGUCAAACCUUCUGUUAUACCUCUUAGCUAUUAAGGGGAAUGGAAUUGAAUUAAUAAGAUUUCGAAGAAUUUGAUCUUGUAAAAGGUAUGGCAGAUGAUGAAAAUCAAUUUACUGCUUUAAAAGCACUUAUAAAAGAAUCGAAGUAUUUUGAUGCCAAUGACAACUUACUUCAUGCAAUACUUCAAAGGGGGCUAGAUGGACUUAAUGAAUUUCAAGAAGACAUGGGGAAAAAAAACUUUGAUAAUUUGAAAUCAUCACUUAGCAAACUUCUAGAUUCCCAAACCAAUAGUAUGACAGAAUAUAAAAAGAAAAUGACUUCUUUAAAAGCACUUAUUAAAGAAUCAAAGUAUUUUGAUGAUAAUGAAUACUUACUAAAUGCAAUACUUGAAAAGGGUUUAAAAGGACUUGAUGAUUUUGAAGAAGACAUGGGCAAAACAAAUUUUGAAAAUUUAAAGUCAUCAGUUAGCAGACUACUGUGUUCUAAUAGCAAUUGUAUUUCAUUAAAAAUAGUUAAAAAACAUGAACAAUCAGUGGAAGAUAUUACUCUCAGUAGCAUCAAAGUCAGGUGUAAUCAACAGUUAAAUAUCCAUCAAAUUUUUAAAAAUCAAUUUGAAAUAUUGAACGUGCCAAAAAAUCUUACCACACAAAUACAAGAAAAAAUUUCUUCCGUAAUGUUUGACAUAAUUAAAAAUAAUAAUGGGGAUUUAGAGGAACAAGACAUACUUGAUAUGUUUUACAAACCACUUAGCUUCAAUGAUAUUAAAGAUUUUAAAAACAUUAGGUCGUGUUUUGAAAAACUUUGGAAACCACUCAUAAUCAAUGAAAAGUUUAAAACAGAUUUACUAAAUCGAAUUAUACUUUCUUGUUCAAAAGCUUUACAAAAAUUCAAAAAUAACAUGUCAGAAGAAUUGUUUGAAAAGUUUAUGAAUCUAAUCAACGACACACAAACUAAUUCAAUUCAAUCUUGUGAAGGAAAAGCUGGCGGAGACUUCUCAUCUUUGGACGCGGAUAAAAUCAACUCGCAACAAUGCUCACAGAGCUAUUGUAGAGAAAUUAUAAAAGAGUUAGAAAAACAAAAAGAACAAUUAAAAAUGAUGCCUGACUGUUUAGAAAAGCGAAUUUUAAAGUUGAUAUAUUUGAUUAAAUUGAAAGUUUUACGCAAUAACAACAUUACGCAUUUUUUGAUGGAAGAGAAAGAACCAAUGAAUUUUGACUGUGAUAUAUUGUCUAUAAAUGAUAUGCUUUUAAUUGAGGGAACCAAUUUAAAAAAUAAAACAUCAGAGUGUUGGAUUAAAGCAAAAAGUUUAAUUAAAGAAGGUGACUUUAUAUCAGCUAUAGAAUGUCUCCAGGUUAUGUUUAAACAAAUUCAACCACUUAACAUUAGAGAAAUGAUUUUUCUACUGAAAGAAUCUCAAAAAACUUAUGGUUUGAUUGAAAAUCAAGAUAUUAUAUUGUUAUUAGGGAUGACUGGGUCUGGUAAAACAGCAUGUGUUCAUUUUUUUUCAGGUUCUAAAAUGAUUAAAUACAAAAAUGAAAUUGGACCUGGUGUGUUUGUUGAUCAUAUUGCCGCAGAAGAGCCAAUACAAAAUGAUUUAUCAAAAUUUGUAAUAAGUUGCCAAGCAUGUUCUGAAACUAAGCAUAUAAAUCCAAUUCAAAUUAACUUGAAAGAUGUUAAUGGCAAUUUUAUUACACUUUGCGAUUCACCUGGAUUUAGUGAUACUACUGGUCCUGAAGUGGAUAUAGUCAAUAGUAUUAAUACCACUGAGGUGAUCAGUAACUGCAAAAGUGUUCGACCUGUCAUUUUAAUGAGUUGUGAAAAUCAAGGUGGUCGUAGUGAAGGUAUUGUUGAAAUGGUAGGUAUGAUUCAGGGUAUGAUGAUGAAUAUUAAAGACCACUUGCCCGCGUUUACUUAUUUGUUUACAAAAUAUCCUGAUGCUGAUGUGCACUCCAAACUCUAUAACAUAUCAAUAAACAUUGAUAAGCAUCGUUAUGCUAUGUCUAAGUAUGAAUACAGUGAAUACAAAUCAUUCAAACUUGUUCUUGAUGAUAUGUUAACAAAAACUAAAAGCUAUGGAAAACCACUAGACCUCAUUAAUGAUAAGCCUCUAGAUAUUUUGAGAAAAAUUUUAAGCACACCGUGUAUUAAUAACCCAAGGCAAGUUUUUAAGUACACAAUAAAUGAACAAUCAAAAAACGCAUUAUACAAGCAAGUUUAUUAUAAUAUAUCUGCAAUAAAAUGUGCUGUUAUGAAUAAUAAAUACACUUUGGUAAUUUAUAAGAUCGAUGAACUGAUAUUUUUGUGUGAUACUCUAAGAUUGAACGAUCUAAAGGAAAUUUUGAAGGAAACUAUUGAAUUUGUACGCGCUCAUAUACAGAAAUUUUACGAUGAUGCCAUGGAAAAACUGAACAGUUGCUUGGAUAACAACAAUAAAGUCACUUAUGGUGAUCUGGCCUUUUACUUUUCCGAAAUUGAAAAAUUUAAAUGUUUAAAUGAUUUUAAACAUGUAGAGCAGUUAGAAAGCAUAAGUGAACUAAGUAAUGCAUUACUUCAAAACUUGCAUUUAAAAUGUAAAGAAGAAUUAGAAAAAUUUAAAUCACUUGGCAUAUAUGAAAAUGACGACUUAAAAUUAAUUUUAAACAAUUUGAAAAUAAUGAGCGAAAUGUGUAACAAUGACUACUAUAGCAAUGCGUGUCAGUUUAUACAUAAUCAGGUUAAACAGAUCAAAGCCAAUUUUGAAAGCAGCCUGGAUAUAAAUGACUUUAAUACUUCUGCAAAACAACUUUUGCUCUUUAAGAACAUGUUUAUGAAGUUUAGUGGUUACAAAGGUUUGGAAAUGCUAGUUACUACAAACAAAACUGUUAAAUAUCUAGUUACAUUAAAACUGAAAAAUUUGUCAGAAAGUUGUGAUAACUUAUUUGCUCAAAAAGGUUUAACCGAUCAAGAUUUCUCUUGUAUAAACAAUUCCCUCCAAAAUCUUAAGAAUGCUAAAGACAAUAAACUUUUGUGUAGACUUUUUUCCAAAAAAGAAAUAGAAAAAUACUACAAAGUUUUUUUAAUCAAAAUAGUUCAAUUUUUUGAGAACUUGAAUAAUGAAAUCAAAAAUUUUUUAGAAAAGCAAAAAUUCAAAGAAAUGGAACAAAUCUACAAGCAAAUACAAUUAGUACGCCAAAUUCAGUAUGUUAAGCAAAACACUACUAGCUUGUACCACUCAACAGUUGAAAAAAUUAAAAUUUCUGUGCAGAAAUUGUUUGAUGACACAAAAAAACUCUUAGAAAACAUGAACAAUGGUAUUAUUGACUAUAAUAUCUUAUUUUCUAAUCUUAACUAUCUUAAAGAUGCAAUGUGGAUAAAUGUAAAUAAAUAUGAAAGUUACGAAGAUGUCAUACAAGUUGUUCAAAGCAAAUUAACCAGCAAAGCGCAUAACCUAUAUGAAAUCAUAUAUACAACCAAUUUGGAACUUUCUAACUAUUCAAAUCUAGAAAAAAUUGACAAAGUGCUGCAGCAGUUGAAUGAGUUGAAACAAUUUCAAAAUAUUGUUCCAGCAUUCCAAACAGAAUGUGAUCAAGCGUUCAAACAUGUUGAAAAUCUGGUUGAAGAAAGUCUUGCUGAAAUCAAGAGGAUAUUUUAUUUGGAAAAACAUAGCGUGAAAAAGAAAAAAAUCAAGCUGAUGGGUUUUAAAAUAGAACGUCUAAUAAAGCAGUCAAACCUCUUACAAUUAGGGCUCGGUUCAAUAGAAAAAACGGAGGAGGAAAUUAUAAAAAUCAUAAAGAGUAUUAUUGACAUCAGCAAAAAUAUUGAACAACUCAAAAUUGAACAAGAACCGUAUGCAAGUGUUCUAAGUGAAAUCAAUCCCAAGGACAAUAAACCUAUUAAAUUAAAAAAACUUCAAACGUCAAAUAAUAUCCAAAGCAUCGACGAACUUUAUAGUAAGUAUAAUGAAAAUAAAAGUAAAAUAAGCAACGCAGAAAUUAACAUUGAUCAAAAUAAGCAUCAAAAUGAUGAUCUUGAGAUAAUUAAAUUAAAGAUUAAUGAAAUAUUAAGUAGAGGUCUAGCAUUUGAGGAACUUAAUGAAUAUAUUACAAAAUCAAAGCACUAUAAUACUACAAGUUUAAACAGCAAAAUCACAGAGCUUGAAAAAAAAAUUAAUUUUGCCGAACUAAAUGGUCUUGAGUUCAUUUUUAAAAGCAUUCUUUACACAACAGCAGAGAAUGUAUUAAACUAUUUAGACUUGUGUCUUUCAUUAAAACAUUUUAACAAGGAAGUAACUAGUUAUAAAAAAGAAGUUGAAACAUUUUUAAUCAAGUACAAAGAGUUUAUUAUAUUUGAAAUGAAUAUUUUCCUGAAACAAAUACAGUCGCUAACUGCGGCUAACUCUUUUUUAGCACAUAACUUAGCACAGAAAAUUAAGUUUCAACUUGAUGAAUGCGUCACAAUACAAAAUUUUAAACUGUUAAACAAAUUAAUGCAAUGUCAGCGCAUUAAAAAAGAUAUGACUGAUAAAUUGUUAAAAUAUCAUACAAGUUUAAAUCAACCUGGUGAUGAAAAUUUAAAAACUGAAAUGUUUCAAGCUUUUAUUCAAUUUGAAAAAUAUUCUGAAAAUGUCAGUUAUUGUCAAUUUUAUAAUGAUUAUUUAAAAAACAAAGAAAUAGAGUUUAAUGAUUUUGAAAAAAAAAUCUUAAAGUUUAUUGAAAAUUAUAAAUAUGUUAUGGCAGCUAUGAAACUUAAAGAAAUUGAUGAAAAAGUUUUAAAACCUAAUACAGUUAAUAAUAUAAAACUUAACUUGUCUAAAUCAAUAAAUAACGUAAUAAAUACAACUAAACAGUAUUUAAAAACAAUAGAAAAUAAUUUAGAUGAAAAAGAAUUUAAAUACAUAGCAAAACAGUUAUUAAUAUUGAACAAUGCUAAAAUGCAUUUGUACAACGACCAUUCACUUCAAGAAAAAUAUAAAUUAAAUAGCUAUAUUGAUGAAAAGACAGAUCUUAUCAAUACUUUCAAAUUUAUUGAAAAUGAAGUAAAUAGAAAAGUAAAAAAAUAUGCAGAAAGCAUAAACUUAAGCAUUAUCAACGAUGAUUUUUAUGAAGCCGAACUUAAGAUCAAUCAUUUAAAGUCAAUUUGUAAAUUGCUUACCAACUAUUGCAAUAUUGAUGAAAUAAAUUCUGUUAUACAAACAACGCAAAAAAACAUUGAAGACAGAUUAGAUUUAGUAACAGAAAAGUAUGAAAAUUUGCAGAUGAAUGACUUUUUCCAGAAUAUACCAAAAAAAAUAAUAAAUAAGAUAGAUAAAUUUGUAAAGCUUAAAAACGACAAAAAAUACGAAGAAUCAUUGAGUAAAUUUAAAAAGACUAUUGCAAACAAAAUUAUCCAAGCUCUUUGCAAAAUUAAAGAAGUAAGACUAGGUGAGCGUAGCGUUAUGAUGGAACAUAUAAAAUCUAUUCUUACCUUGAUGCCUACCGAUAUAGAAAUUUAUUUGAAAUCAGAGUGGCAGAAAGUUCAAAAUGAUAUCAACCAAGAAUACGAAGAAUUUAAGAAUGAAUGCAACCAAAUUAAAUAUACGUCUGAUGUAAACUUAAUUAAUAAACUCUUGAAAAAAUGCAAACGCAAUGGUUUAAAUAGUUUUAUUGGUUCAAUACAAAGCACUAUAAUUACUCAGUUUAACGAAUGUAAUCAUAAUUUAUCAAAAUAUCUGGAAGAAAAUGAUGUCGGCAAUGGGUUGCUAGAAUUUAGAAAAUGUUUGCAAUACAUGCAAAUAUUUGGAAAGAAACUAGUUGAGCUAAACAAUAUUUUUAGAACAAUGGAAAGUAGUUUAAGAGAUAAAUUUAACAACAUAUGUUUGACUUUAUCUGACAUUUCAAGUAACAGUGAAGUUGAAUAUACAAUCACUUGUUUUAAUAAUUUAAAUCUUUUUAUCAAACUUAAAACUGAAUAUCAGAACAUGUCUAGUCUAAGCAACUUGAUCAACUAUGCAGUAAAUGGGCAGGUCAGACCUUAUGAAAACAUAGCUGAUUUUUUUAUCAAAAUUCAAUUAAACUGUCAAAAUUCUCUCAAGGAACUAAACAUUACAAAAAUAAAUGAAUCAAUGAAUGCUUCUAAAAAAUGGAACAACCUUUUAGUUUCUGCAAAAAAAUACUACCGUAAAAACGCAGACACAGAAAAAAUUUCUGAGAUUCUGCCAAAAAUUGAGAGUUGUGUUCUUUACGAUGAAUGGGUUAAAACCUUUUCAACUAUACUUAAAACUUACAAGGUCGAAAUUUUUAAUUUCAAACUUGUCAAAAGUUAUAAAAUAGAUCAAGAACAUUUUUACAGUGAUUUUGUUAAAUCAGUUUCAUUUUUACAUCACUCAAAAAAACUGAGCAUUCAUAUAGACGAUAGUAUAUUUAAGCCAAGUUCAUAUGAAAAUGAAAUAUUUCCAAUUUUAAACAAUUAUUUUCAAAAAGUUGUUGAGUCAACCAAAAAUUUUUUUUGUGAGGAUAACUCUGAUAAAACUAAGCAAGAGUUUGACAUAUUUCGGUUUAACUUAAAAAAUAUUAAAUUAUUUGAAACACACUUUAAGUCUGUAGGAAUAAACUUUAAUUUGUCAUCUGUUGAAAAUGAAAUUGUAGAAAAGUUAAAGCAAACUUUAAACUACUAUUUUGAGAUGAUUGAUAAAGCUGAUAGUGAUAUUUGUAAAAAAGCAAAGUGGCUAAUAAAAAUAAAAACGUUCGCCAUUAAUUUACCUGAGUAUACCGAAUAUAUAAACAAUAGAUUAAAUACCUUUUUUAAAGAUUACUACAAAAAAAAGAAAGACCGCAAAACAGAAUUACCAAAGUUGGCUAUAGCUUUGGAACAAGAUCCAAAUAACGUAGGUUUUAACAUUAUAUCAGAGCAUUCCGUUUUUAAAGGAAAAAUUGUAUCAAAUUUUAACAAAAAUGCUAAUCGUACUAUAGAUUAUGUUUUAAAUGCACUUCAAGGAAACUAUAUAAACGAUGAAAGUAUUCAACAGCUUCGAGGUUUUUAUGAUGUAUUCUCUAAUGAUUAUACGGAUGUAGUAAAGGAAUACCUUAAUCAAAAGGGUAAUAAAAAUGGGUUUAACAAACUAAUAAAGUUAAUAAAAUUAGACGGAGAAAAAGUUUUUAGAAAUAUAUUUGAAAGAAAAGGUUGGAAAAAAAAUCAUAAAAAAAAGUUAUGUCAACUUGUAGCAAAAAUAUUUGCGUUGUGGACAUUACAAAACACUGAGUAUUAUAAUGAAUUGGAUGGUCUUGAAAAGUGUAAAUCAUACUUAAUGAAACCGCACCCAAGUCAGGUUAUUUCUGUUUUUUGUAUAUUAGGACUUGACAUCAUUGAAGGCACUUAUACGAUCAAUAAAGUGUUUCAAAACAGUUUGGUGCAAGUCGGAACAGGUGAAGGAAAGUCAUUAAUUCUUGCAGUUGUAUCCUGUGUUUUAAGUCUUAUUGGUUUCGAUGUGAGCUGUGCUUGCUACAGUAAUUGUUUAAGCUCUCGUGACUACAAAUCUUUCUUUAAACUGUUUUCCUCUCUUAGUUUAACAAGUCAUAUUAAAUAUGCAACCUUUUUUUCCAUAUGCGAAGAUAUUAUGAAUCAAAACUUUAACAUUCGCAAGCAUGUUUCUGAUUUAGUUUUUAAUAAACUAAAUACAAAAGUUUGUUCACAAAAAAAAAAGGCAAGACCUGACAUAUUGUUAAUUGACGAAGUAGAUGUUUUUUUUAACAAAACUUUUUACGGUCAGUUAUAUAAUCAAGUGGUGACAAUCAAGCAUUCUUCCAUUAAUGAUCUGACCAGCUAUAUUUGGUCUGAGAGAUAUAAAAGGCCGACGCUUGAACAAGUUAAGUUGACAACCGAGUAUCAAAAAUGCUGCAAAUUUUUUGAAGGCUGGGAAUUUAUAGUUACAGAAGCUGUAAAGCAAAUGCUAUUUGAUGUCAUAAAUUUUAAGGUAAAGAUGGCUCUUACAGUAUGGUAUUGCGAGAGAGCGAUUUAAAGUAUUUUCUGGGUGCUGAUUAUUCAAGUAUAAUUAAAAACCAAGAAAAUAUCUACGAAUGUUUGAAUUUAAAGCGAAAUAAGCUUUUUGAUACUACGUACCUAAAUAUAGCCACUAAAGUUAAGGAGGCAAAGAAAGUUCACAAAAUGGGAGAGGAUUUUGUUAAAAACCUGAAAAACUUAAAAUUAAAAAAAAUAAAAGCCUAUCUUAUGGAAAAAAACACAGUUUGAAGGUAAUUGAAAUAGUAGUGUAAAAAACAGUAGAUGAAAAAAAUUUAAAUUAUUUAAAUAUGAAAUCGAUAUGAUUGCGAAGUCUAAAUGAUUGCGAAGUCAAUAUGAUUGCGGAGUAGUGCUGGUACCUUAUACCAUUAAAACAAAUUAUCUUCAUGUUUUUAAAAAAUUUACACUGAAAUUUGACUGAUGAAGAAGGUUGUUAAACACUGAUUCGCUGUAUGAAGCAAACAUUUUUACUUAGCAAAGUACUUACAUAUUGGUCGAAUUACUGAAAAAAUGACAUACUGGUACCAAAGAAAAUAAGUUUUAUGAUGUAGUUUAUAAGUUUUAUUAAUAUACAUGAUGUUUUUUGAAUAUUUAAUUUAAUAAACAAUUUGAUAUUUUAUCUUUAUUAGUUUAUGUAUUUGGAAACAGUAUUCAUAUCUUCCUGUUAAGCUUAGCUUAAGCUUAAAGGAAAAUUUCAUUUAAACUUUAAAUGAAGAAACAUUUUAAUAAUUAGAAGAAAACAAAUAUCAAAA
Molecule: messenger RNA, 8812 nt
Organism: Hydra vulgaris (swiftwater hydra)
Lineage: Eukaryota; Metazoa; Cnidaria; Hydrozoa; Anthoathecata; Hydridae
Source: RefSeq, a predicted model, not a curated record